AUGGCCACAGCUUUGCCCAGAACCCUUGGUGAAUUGCAGCUUUAUCGCAUCCUGCAGAAAGCCAAUCUCUUGUUCUACUUUGAUGCCUUCAUUCAGCAGGGAGGGGAUGACGUUCAGCAGUUGUGUGAGGCAGGUGAAGAAGAGUUUCUUGAGAUCAUGGCCUUGGUUGGCAUGGCUAGCAAACCUCUUCAUGUCCGAAGGCUUCAGAAAGCUUUGAGAGACUGGGUCACAAAUCCAAGCCUUUUUAACCAGCCUCUCACCUCAUUACCAGUCAGUAGCAUUCCAAUAUAUAAGCUACCUGAAGGAUCGCCAACUUGGUUGGGAAUAUCCUGCAAUAGUUACGAACGGAAUAGUAGUACCCGGGAGCCUCAUGUGAAGAUUCCAAAAUGUGCCGCCACAACGUGUGUUCAGAGUGUGAGUCCUGGCAAAUCUGACGGAGUGGGGAAUUUAGUACCGCAAAACAGUAGCGAACAAAGACUAUGGCAAGGGCACCAUGGAACGGAAAGUGAGCACAGCCUUUCCCCUGCUGAUAUUGGUUCUCCACCCUCACCAAAGGAUAGCACAGAAACUUUGGAUGCAGCUGCAGCUCUGUCAGUCACCGAGUGUGUGGAACGCAUGGUUUCCACUCUCCCCAAAAGUGACUUGAAUGAAGUGAAAGAAAUGCUGAAAAUCAAUAAAAAACUGGCCAAGAUGGUUGGUCAUAUCUUUGAAAUGAAUGAUGAGGACCCUCACAAAGAAGACGAGAUUAGAAAGUACAGUGCAAUAUAUGGCAGGUUUGACUCGAAGAGAAAAGAUGGGAAACAUCUCACCCUUCAUGAGCUCACAGUAAAUGAAGCAGCUGCUCAGUUAUGUGUCAAGGAUAAUGCACUGUUAACCCGGAGGGAUGAACUUUUUGCUCUGGCACGGCAGAUCUCUCGAGAAGUUACAUACAAGUACACUUACCGGACUACCAAGUCUAAAUGUGGAGAAAGGGAUGAAUUGUCACCAAAGAGAAUUAAGAUAGAGAAGCUGGUCCUUUGUUACAUAUACAAAUAG
Protobothrops mucrosquamatus (brown spotted pit viper) is the source of this 1035-nucleotide messenger RNA. It is a transcript of the gene NAB1, whose product is annotated as NGFI-A binding protein 1. Gene Ontology annotation, biological process: negative regulation of DNA-templated transcription. The record is from RefSeq and is a predicted model, not a curated record. The transcript has 4 exons. Gene Ontology annotation, molecular function: transcription factor binding; transcription coregulator activity. Gene Ontology annotation, cellular component: nucleus. Lineage: Eukaryota; Metazoa; Chordata; Lepidosauria; Squamata; Viperidae. Bases 1 to 1035 code for a protein of 344 amino acids.